Messenger RNA from Insectozyma verbasci, 888 nucleotides. The record is from the annotation of a GenBank genome assembly. NCBI's taxonomy places the organism in Eukaryota, Fungi, Ascomycota, Pichiomycetes, Serinales, Debaryomycetaceae.
AUGGGAACUCAAAGUGAAGCAUUAAAAAAUAUAAAGAAUAAAAUAAGAAGACAAAAAGUAUUUUCACAGAUCAAGCAUGAUAAAAAUAAAGAAAGACAUACGUUGCGUAAAGAAAGAGCAAAAGAAGAAAGAGCAAAUCCAGAAUUAAAAGAUAAAAGAAUAGUUGAAAAUAUACCCGACACAAUAGAUUCAAAAAGAAUAUAUGAUGAAACUAUAGGUACAGAAGUUGAAGGUAAAGAUGAAUUUGAUAAAUAUUUUACAAAUUUAGGUAAAGAUCCGAAAAUAUUAUUAACUACCAAUUUUAAUGCUAGAAAUGCUGCUUAUGAAUUUGCUGAUAUAUUAAUGGAUUUCUUACCAAAUGUUACAUUUGUAAAGAGAAAACAAGGUUAUCAAAUACCAGAUAUGGUACAGUUUUGUAAUAAUCGUGAAUAUUCAACAAUAAUAAUAAUAAAUGAAGAUAAAAAGAAAGUUACAGGAUUGACAUUUAUAAAUUUACCAGAGGGUCCAACUUUCUACUUUUCAAUAUCUUCAGUAACUGAAGGUAAAAAAAUUGCAGGACAUGGUAAAGCUCAAGAUUUCUUACCUGAAUUAGUAUUAAAUAAUUUUAAUUCAAGAUUAGGUAAAACUAUUGGUAGAUUAUUUCAAAGUAUAUUUCCGCAUAAACCAGAAUUACAAGGUAGACAAGUUGUAACACUACAUAAUCAAAGAGAUUAUAUAUUUUUUAGAAGACAUAGAUACAUAUUUAGAAAUGAAGAAAAAGUUGGAUUACAAGAAUUGGGUCCACAAUUUACUUUGAAAUUGAGAAGAUUUCAAAAGGGAAUUAGAGGUGAUAUAGUAUGGGAACAUAAACCAGAUAUGGAAAGAGAUAAAAAGAAGUUCUACUUGUAG